GAUUAAAGCUAGAAACUUUUGGUUUUAAGUAAGUGGCUCUCCCCUCUCUCUAUUCUCUCUCACUCCUCGAGAAGUUUCCGCCGGCGGGAGAUCAAAAACCGGUUGAUCAAAGAUCAGAGAAAUGGGCAUUCGCUUCUCCACAAUCUCGCUUUUGUUUCUGUGUCUCUUUUCUUGGACCAGCUUCCCCACAACAGAAGCUUAUGAUGCACUUGAUCCAACUGGAAACAUCACCAUAAAAUGGGAUAUCAUUAGCUGGACUGCUGAUGGCUAUGUGGCUGUUGUAUCAAUCUUCAAUUUUCAACAAUACCGUCACAUCCAGGCCCCGGGUUGGCAACUAGGAUGGAGUUGGUAUAAGAAGGAAGUGAUAUGGAGUAUGGUUGGUGCACAAGCCACAGAGCAAGGAGAUUGUUCUAAGUUCAAAGGCAACAUUCCUCAUUGCUGCAAGAAAACCCCCACCGUCGUUGACUUGUUGCCGGGAACUCCCUACAACCAACAGAUAUCAAACUGUUGUAGAGGCGGUGUGAUUAGCUCCUGGGCACAAGACCCCGCAACAGCUGUUUCUUCGUUUCAGAUUAGUGUUGGCCAAUCUGGAACUACUAAUACGACCGUUAGAGCUCCUAGGAACGUUACGUUGAAGGCACCAGGUCCUGGUUACACUUGCGGGCCUGCCAAAGUCGUUCCCCCGACCAAAUUCAUUUCUAAUGAUAAACGAAGAAAGACUCAGGCUAUGUUGACAUGGAACAUGACGUGCACAUAUUCACAGUUCCUAGCUCAGAAAACUCCCACUUGUUGUGUCUCACUCUCAGCUUUCUACAAUAAGACUAUCGUACCAUGCCCAACAUGUUCUUGUGGAUGUCAAAAUGGUACAUGUGUCGACCCGAAAAUAGCUUCGGUGGUACCCGCUCUUUCAGGGAAGAACAACCUCCAGCCGCUGUUGCAAUGUACGCAGCAUAUGUGUCCCAUCAGAGUUCAUUGGCAUGUGAAAACUAACUACAAAGAGUACUGGCGUGUUGAGGUCACAAUCACAAACUUCAACUACAAUAUGAAUUACUCGCAGUGGAAUUUGGUUGUUCAGCAUCCCAACUUCGACAAUAUCACUCAGCUUUUCAGCUUUAACUACAAACCUCUUAGUCCUUACUCUGGCAUAAAUGACACGGCCAUGCUCUGGGGGAUCAAGUUCUACAACGAUUUUUUGAGCCAAGCGGGUCCAAUAGGCAACGUACAGUCGGAACUGCUCUUCCAGAAGGACCCGUCAACGUUCACGUUCGAAAAAGGAUGGGCGUUUCCAAGACGCAUUUACUUCAACGGCGAUAACUGCGUUAUGCCACCUCCAGACUCAUAUCCAUGGCUUCCUAACGCUGCUUCAAACUUUGCAACUUCCACAUUCAUUGUACUUCUCAUUACUUUCUUCUCUGUUUUGAUUCUUAUGUAAAUGGAUCACGUUGAAAAUUGUGUGUUUUGACCCGGUUCAUACUUAUGAGAUCAGACGGGAUCCUCUUUGGCUAAUGUAUAAAAAAUGUUAUGCGGCACUCUAUUCAUGUCAAAAAUUCAUAU
Brassica oleracea var. oleracea is the source of this 1554-nucleotide messenger RNA. RefSeq names its product COBRA-like protein 2. Lineage: Eukaryota; Viridiplantae; Streptophyta; Magnoliopsida; Brassicales; Brassicaceae. Gene Ontology annotation, biological process: plant-type cell wall cellulose biosynthetic process; cellulose microfibril organization. The transcript is spliced from 6 exons. The record is from RefSeq and is a predicted model, not a curated record. Gene Ontology annotation, cellular component: plasma membrane. Bases 122 to 1432 code for a protein of 436 amino acids.